UUCCAAUGUGCAUUUGAUAUUUUAAAUUUACGCGCCUGAACUAUCGUCGAUAAUAAUAUCGAAAACGUAAACCACUGGAAAAUUGUUAUCGAUGACCUGUUACCAUCACAAAACUGCUGCUGCCGAGACACGUCUUUUGCUACCAUUGGCCAAGCUGUUUUUGUGAGCUGCGUACCACACCGAAAGUUAACAGGCUCAUACAUGUGUUAACAUUGCGUUAACAGGCGAAUGUUUUUUACAUCAGACUGUCUUUUGUCUUUUCUUUGUGAAAAUUAGUAGUACUUUAGUUUAAUUCGAAAUACUAAUUAAAUACACUAAUGUCGGACAACCAGGACAAAGAAGAAACAUUGGCCAGUUUCCAGAUCAUAACUGGAAUAGAGGAUGUUGGUGAGGCCUUCUCCCAUCUGGAGUCAUCCAAUUGGGAUCUAGUGGAGGCACUCAGCCGUGUCAUGCCACACGAUGAUGCGCCACUGGCCAAUCCCAUACACACUCCAGAGCCCCCAGCACCAGAUCCAGUGGCCGUGGCAGUCGCCUCUGCGCCAUCAAAUUCCAAUGGCUUCAGGUCAUUUAAUUUCGACGAGCUGCCCGGACCCUCGCAGGGUGCCCGCCUGUUUCCAACCUCUCAACUGCUGGCCCAGCUGACAUCGAGCAUCAACUUGGAUCCACCCAGGCAGAAUAAUAACCAAAAUAUCCUAACAUUCAAUAUACACUUCAACCAACAACUCUAUAAAAUUUGCAUGCAGCCAAACGCAACCAUAGAACAAUUGAAACGCAAGAUCUUUGAUGUGACCGAUGUGCCACAAUGCCGUCAAACUUUACGCGGCUGGCCGCCGUCCAGAGCAAGCGAUGCACAAAUACCAGAGACCCAGUUAGGCAAUUUAGAUUUACCACCCGUCAGCGAGCUCAUACUUGUUGAUAUAACCGAUGAUGGUUUCAUGGACACCGAGCAAGAUGAGGUAACACAGCGGUUGGAUAAGAUGUACAAACUGCAUAUUGUGGAAGAGGGCGGCACAGAGGCACGCAGGCUCACACUUAAUUUCCCAGGACGCACCACCAUUCAAGAACUGAAAACGAAUGUUUACUACAUUACCAGUAUACCAGUUAGGCAUCAGGAAUGGUCCGGCUGGCCGAGCGGUUGUGAUAAUGAUACCAAUUUAGCGCAAUCGGGCAUUGAGCAAACGCACGAUUUUGUAAUGCGCAACAUUGCGGAUCGGACGUCAAAUAAUUCCAAUUUGCUGGCCAACACGGAAAUCGUAACCCUCGACAGCGAGAGUUCAGCUGAUGAGUUUGAGGACGCCACAGACUUCAAUAAUUCGGAAUACAUAUUCUCAGAUUCGCCGCCAGUGCAACCGCUCAACAGACAUCUAAUACCCAACAACACGAACGAUGAGACAAGUGGUUCCUCACAAUUUGUGGAUAAUUACAAACAACGUUUCGGCGAUCCACAUCCCGAGUUUUAUGUGGGCAGUUUAGAGAACGCAUUGCGAUUGGCCUGUCACAAGCCCGCCAAGGAGCGGAAAUUGUUGGCCAUCUAUUUACAUCACGGCGAGAGCAUACUCACAAAUGUAUUCUGUGAUCAUCUCAUGAAGGACGAGGCCAUCAUACAAACAUUCAAAGAGAACUUUGUGCUAUAUGGCUGGGACAUGACGUACGAGAGCAACAAAGAUAUGUUUCUGUCCUCGUUGACGGCCUGCAUCAAUAGCAAUGCUUCCCUAACGGCCAGAAAUAUUAAACUUGACAAGCUGCCCGCCCUAAUGCUAGUUGGCAAGAGCCGUCUUAUGGGCCGACAAACGUGCGAGGUCUUAUCUGUGAUUCAUGGCAACAUUGGUCUGGGGGAUUUGCAAUCGCGUCUGAUUGAGACAACGGUCAUGUAUGAGGAGCAGCUGCAGGGCGAGAUACGUGAGGAGAAUGAGCGGGCUGCACGCGAUCAGGUGAAGGCUGAGCAGGAUAUGGCAUAUGAGGAGACACUACAAGCGGAUAUGGCCAAAGAGGCAGCUAAACGCCAAAAGGAGGCCGCACAGGCAGCCGAACGUAAACGCAUUGAAUCUGAACAGGCCGAAGAAGAUGCUAGACGCGAGUCCAUAAGAUUAGUGGCUACACAAUCGUUACCUCUGGAGCCUGCCGAGCAAGAAGCAAACAUUUCCAAAAUACGCGUUCGCAAGCCAACUGGAGACUUUUUGGAGCGUCGAUUUUUCACGCGGGAUACUCUGCAGGAUCUGUUGAACUUUGUAACCGCCAACGGUUUUUUGAUCGACGAGUACAAGGUUAUUAGCAGUUGGCCGAGACGCGAUUUAACAUCCAUAGACGCUGGUCAAACGCUGGAAACGCUCAAACUAUAUCCGCAGGAAACGGUUAUAUUGGAGGAGCGAUUUUGAUUUUGAUUAUGCUUAUGAUAUAACUAAUUCUGAUUCUGUUCGUUUUGAGUUUUUAAGCGUUCGUUUACAUUAUUGGGUUUAAGUUUUGCAUUAAUAAGUGAAAAAAAUUAGUCUUGUAUUUUUAUGUUAAUUUUAAAUAGUGGAAGAAACAAAAACAACAACAGCAAGAAAUCAGUUGAGAAAACCUAAAAACAAAAAUCAAAUGAAAUAAGCAUAUUUAGCAUCAUCUAGAAGAGCUGCAAAUUAAGAGCGAAAGUUUUUUACAACUAUAAUAAUAUAAAGUAAUAAAAACUCAAAAUAAAAGAAGCAGCAAUAGUAGCACAAGCUGCAAGUAUAUGUAUGUAUGUUGCCCCUCGCGAUCCCCCUAUCUACCUACACCCCUCACCCACACACCCAAAUACACACUCAACAUCUCUCUCUAAAUAGAGUUAGCGUUAGAUAAGCAUUGAAGAAAACGCAUUUAAGUUGGCUUGUUUUACAUUAUCAAUAAUAAAUUAUAUAACAUGUACUGAAA
Messenger RNA from Drosophila hydei, 2889 nucleotides. It is a transcript of the gene casp, whose product is annotated as FAS-associated factor 1. Gene Ontology annotation, molecular function: ubiquitin binding. The record is from RefSeq and is a predicted model, not a curated record. Gene Ontology annotation, cellular component: nucleus; endoplasmic reticulum. Lineage: Eukaryota; Metazoa; Arthropoda; Insecta; Diptera; Drosophilidae. The transcript has 15 exons. Bases 318 to 2375 code for a protein of 685 amino acids.